This is a messenger RNA of Xenopus laevis (African clawed frog), 1228 nucleotides long. RefSeq names its product FcRgamma subunit S homeolog (gene fcrg.S). Bases 189 to 527 code for a protein of 112 amino acids. Gene Ontology annotation, molecular function: IgE receptor activity. The transcript is spliced from 6 exons. The record is from RefSeq and is a predicted model, not a curated record. Gene Ontology annotation, cellular component: plasma membrane; Fc-epsilon receptor I complex; plasma membrane protein complex. NCBI's taxonomy places the organism in Eukaryota, Metazoa, Chordata, Amphibia, Anura, Pipidae. Gene Ontology annotation, biological process: Fc-epsilon receptor signaling pathway; cell surface receptor signaling pathway.
AGUUGAGCUGUAGCUGAAGAAGCGAGUGGUGAGUGGGAGGGAGAGGCCCAGAGGCAGAAGCAGCUUCCGGUGCAGUUUUGGACAUAACUCGUCUCUCCAAGUGUCAGGCAGCAACACAGGCUUGUAACCAGCAAAGAGUUCACUGACCCCGACACCCAGCCGACCCCCCAACUUCUCUACCAUCAGCAAUGUGGAUUCCUACAGUCGUCGUGAUCCUUCUCAGCGUCAGAGGAGCAGAAGCUGCUCUAAAGGAACCUGAGAUCUGCUACAUCCUGGAUGCAAUACUCUUCCUCUAUGGCAUUGUGCUCACUGCUCUCUACUGCCACCUCAAGAUACAGACAAAAAAAGCCCAGAAGAGCAAACCAGCCGGGGCUAUUUAUGAGCACCUAAACUACCCUGAAAAACAGAUCUAUGAGAAGAUUGGUGAAGAGGCCCAGAAAAAAGGAGAGGAGGGCGAGUACACGGGUCUGGAGUCUGUGGAUAAAGGGACGUACGAAACCAUAAAGGGUGAAAGCAAGAAGAACUAAUGCGCUGGCUUUGGGUGCCCCGCCCACUGUAUUCAGCCAAUCAGUCAAUAUUUGCACUUUGCCCCAUUACCCCCGGCACAUAAUGUUUCUCCUGGGCCGUGAGUUACUUACCCUGCCUCCAACUGACCGACCCUGUGGGUACACAAAGCAUUCUGGGAAAUAUCUCAAACACACACCCCCCCAGCUCACCAGCCACUUAAAUAAAGCUAUAGGAACUUAUAUGUAAAACCUGUAAUGACAUCACAGCAUGAUGUCACACCCCCAACUGAUGUCACUGAAAUGACAAAAUACAAUUUCCCCAAUUUAAUUUAGUUGAAGCCCUCGCACCCCGAUACCCCAGCCAAGUGCAGGGGGGUCUAUAUCUCCACGUACAUCACAUAUCCGACAUGUGCCCCCCCUUACUUUAAUGCUGGGAGUGGGGCGAGGGGGUGGGAUACAUUCUCACAGGGGCCCAUCUUAAGGACUUUUUGCUUUGCUUUUUUGUUAAAAUUAGAAAUUGUCAGGAAAUUGAUUUUUUUUUAAAGAUUAAGUAUUUAAUAACUUGCUGAUCAGCCAACUGGCCUGCCAUUAAGCCCCCCAAAACUGCUUAUAUAUAACACCCCGUGUCCCUGUAAUAAGAACCCUCUUCCUUCUCUGCAGAGCUUCACCCCACACCCAUAUUGUACCAAAUAACUGUGUCAUUAAACUGUCCCGAGUCUCAA